UAGACUUAAAAGGAUCUACAGUGCCUCACAACCUGCUCUUCUCUAUGAGUGUUGAAGAUCCAUCCUCCUCUGCCAGUCUCAAAAGAUGGCCAUGAUCUUAGAAGCCUUUGUGGGAAAAUUGUUUGACAAUCUUUCAGAAUUUAUCUGGGGAGAUAUUUCCAUUAUGCGAGAUGUGCAGGACGAGCUCAAGCAGUUUCAAAGAAGAAUAGAGAGGCUAAGCGGAUAUCUUGAAUCAGCAGAGCAGAAGAGGCAUGAUGACCGGACUAUCAAUAACUGGGUGGUGGAGUUGAAAGAUGUGAUGUAUGAUGCGGAGGAUAUCAUCGAGCGUUGUAUGAUCGAGGGCAGAAUAUUGUUGGAAAAUCAUCCCUCCACAUUAGCGGUACGCGACACCUCAUCUUCAUUUUAUUCCCCUAGCUUCCUCAAGUUCAAGCAUGAAAUUGGUAAAAAAAUUAAAGAACUUAAUGAUAGGCUAAAAGAGAUUAACAAGGAUAGAUCAAAAUUGGCUGCACUAAAAUACACUAGGCAAAGUGCUCUAGAGGGUAGAGUAAAUACCCGUCAAACUUUUCCCAGUGUGAUUAAGUCUGAUAUUGUAGGGGCAAAAAUUCAGGAGGCCACCCAAAGUCUCGUGGAGUUAUUAAUUAAGGAGGAUAAUAAAAAAUACCGAGUUUUGGGAAUUGUUGGGAUGGGCGGAAUAGGCAAAACCACUCUUGCUUCUAGCAUUUACAAUGAUGAAAGGAUAAAAAAGAACUUUUCUAUACAUGUAUGGGCAUGUGUUUCCAAGGAAUUUUCAGAAAUAAAAUUGCUGAAAGAUAUAAUUAGGGGUGCGGGUGGAGAAUAUAAGGAGGAUGAAACUAAGGCGGAGCUCGUACCCCGUCUUUCCUCUAUACUUUCAAAAAGAUUCUUCAUUGUAUUAGAUGAUAUAUGGAGGACAGAAUUAUGGGAGGAUUUGCUUAGAAUAGCUUUUGAAAAUGCAACAGCUAAUGGCAAGAUUGUGAUUACCACUCGGUGUAUAAACGUGGCGAAAAAUAUGAGAGCAGAGAUCCACCCUGUUGAUAAAAUGGAUGAUGACAGUGGCUGGGACUUGCUCCGUAAGAAAGUCUUUGGAGAUGAUGAGGAGGAGGAGGGGGAGAUCUCUACCUUAAGAGAAAUCGGGGUUAAAAUUGUUGAAAAAUGUGACGGUCUUCCUCUUGCAAUCAAGGCCAUUGCUGGGGUUUUAAGGUCGAAGAAGAAAAGCACCAUAGGAUGGAAUAUGGUUCUCGAAAGUGAUGCUUGGUCUAUGAGUCGACUUGAAGAAGAACUCCCAGGAGCUCUAUUUUUAAGCUACGACGAUUUACCCUCUGAUCUCAAACAGUGUUUUCUUUAUUGCUCUUUGUUUCCUGAGGAUUAUCCCAUGAAUCGCGAUGAGCUUAUUCGUUAUUGGGUGGCUGAAGGAUUUGUAAGAAGAACCCAGGGAGAUACAAUUAUGGAAGAUUUAGCAGAGGAUUUCUGUAGGGAGUUAAUCGGGAGGAACCUUUUACAGCCAUGUGUUUUCUUAGCUGACUUGAGUGACCUAGCUGGCAAUUGCUGCACGAUGCAUGAUCUGCUACGUUCCCUUGCUCAUUUUUUGAUACGUGAUGAGAGCAUUUUUCUUGGUGAUCACGAGCAAUCACCUCACACAAAUCCUUUGAGUAAACUACGUCGUUUGUCAAUAGUUAACACAGGGGAGAGACUAGAAGUUCCUGAUGUAAUAAAACAGCAAAAAUGCCUAAGAACUUUUCUUGUUUGGAAUAGUUAUGAGACAAAGAUGGUCGAGAAUGAACUUUUUAAAAAAUUGAGGUUUCUGCGAGUCAUGGACCUAAGCGGUACUCGACUUGAGAGCCUCCCAGACUCCGUAGGAGAUCUUUUGCACCUGAGAUAUUUAAAUGUUUCUGAGACGGAGAUCAAGGAGUUGCCAGAGUCCAUCGGAUGCCUCGUAAACCUACAGAUAUUGAACUUGGCACGUUGUAGAUCCUUGCAUACUCUCCCUAAGGCCAUCACAAAAUUGUGCAAUCUAAGAUGCCUUCGUCUUGAAGGAACAUCAUUAACUCAUAUGCCAAACGGAAUAGGCAAAUUAAAAGAUCUGAACCAUCUUGAAGGAUUUGUGAUCGGGCAUGAUGAUAGAAGAGAUGAUGAGGGGUGUGAUGUGAAGGAGCUGCAAUCUCUCUCCCAGCUGAGAUUCCUGGAGAUACGGAGUUUGGAGAGGGCACAACCAAGCGGAGCUUUGGUACUCGCAAACAGCCGCUGUCUGAGGACACUAUUUUUGAAUGGGGAAGAACCAUCUAUUUAUUCGGAAGAAACGAUCCAGAGAAAUGACAAGAUUUAUAAUGAGCUCUCUCCUCAAUCCACCCACCUACAGGAACUUUGGAUUUGUGACUUCUUUGGUACUGGAUUUCCCAGCUGGAUGAUGUCACCUUCCUUGGGUGUCUCCUUUCCUAAC
This is a messenger RNA of Elaeis guineensis (African oil palm), 2455 nucleotides long. Lineage: Eukaryota; Viridiplantae; Streptophyta; Magnoliopsida; Arecales; Arecaceae. The record is from RefSeq and is a predicted model, not a curated record.